UUUUCACCGCUUCUCAACCCCCAAGAACCUCAAAGCCGCCGGCCAUGGCCUACCUCCCGCCCCACAAGCGCCGCUCCGGCGGCUCCGACCCCGCCCCGCCCACCUCCUCCCUUGCCUCCCUCUCCCUCUCCUCCUCUUCCCCUCGUGGCCGACACCAGCUCCGCCCGUCCAACAACGAGAUCAUCCACGCCGCCGGCUGCGUCUCCCGCUGGUCCCCGCUCCCGCCCUUCUCCCCCGACUCCGACGACGCGGACUCUUUCCGUCUCGAGCCCUUCGCGUGCGAGCCCGUCGAGCGCAAGACCGGCUCCAAGCCCCUCGUCCUUUCGCUCUCCUCCCCGAAAGCCUCCUCAGCGGAGGCCGCCGCCGCCGCCAUCGCCGACAGGUUCCUGCCAGAACUCCUCGCUGCGGCGGAGAGGGCGAAGCACGAUGUUCCCAGCAGGAAGGAGGAAAUACUUAAGCUGAGCCUCGUUGCCAGGGUGGGGAAGGUCCUGUUCCAAACUGGUGGAUCACAUAUCUCCUUGGAGUCGCUCCGCGACGCUGCAAAAGCUGGGAACGAAGGAUCGAAGAGCCAAGUCCGUAAAUGUAAAUCCUUCUACACUAAUGUGCCCAGGGAGUGUUUUGAAGACAUGGAGCAAUCAGCUGUUAAGCUGAUGGGUCUGGAGUUGGACUCAUCAAAAGAGCACUACCAUGUCAAGAUAUUUGACAAGCACCAAAGUGAUUCUACCAUGUCUUGCAAAUGCACUGUGCAAGAAGAUGGGAAGCUUGCAAUCCAUAAGGUUGAAUUGAAUCAGAUACGACAGUUGGUGGAAGACAUAUCCUGUCUGUCCCAAGAUCUUGACUUAAGGCUGAUGUUGAGUACCAAAAGGAUACUGAAAAACGUAGAUCCUGAGGUGGAAAAUGCCAUACAGAGCUUAGUGUCUUCUGCUAUUCUUGAUCCUAAUGUAAAAGGAGGACUCAGAUGGCCAUUUGGGAAGGAGUCGAUUGGUGAGAGGUUCAGCAUAGUUGGAGUGUGGCAUACCAACUACAAAGCUUUCAGGAAUAAAACAUUAAGGUUCAAGCUGAGACAUGCUGAUCGGUUUGACCACCGAAGCUCGACUGGAGAGGUUUCCAAUGAAGUUACCUUUAAACUAACUGGCAUAUCAAAGAGGCUGCAGGACGGCAAUAAAGAGGUAGACUCUCUGAAGGAGAUGCUGGAAUCUGCUGUGCGGAUGAUCUGGGACAGUGCUUUGUGCUACAAGAUGGCGCACUGAGCUCGGUGGCUGGGUUUGCGGUUGGCUGAUAAGUACAUUGCAUCAUGUGGUUGCUUAACGAUGUUAAUGUUGGUUUGUAGCCCUCCUGUGUAAAUAGUUUUGCAUCGCUGUGAGUUUACUGAAUAUGCUGUCUACCUUCAAGUUGCAACUUUCAGAUUGCGCUUCUA
This is a messenger RNA of Lolium perenne, 1417 nucleotides long. RefSeq lists its product as uncharacterized. NCBI's taxonomy places the organism in Eukaryota, Viridiplantae, Streptophyta, Magnoliopsida, Poales, Poaceae. The record is from RefSeq and is a predicted model, not a curated record.